Messenger RNA from Pseudovirgaria hyperparasitica, 910 nucleotides. RefSeq lists its product as uncharacterized. Lineage: Eukaryota; Fungi; Ascomycota; Dothideomycetes; Acrospermales; Acrospermaceae. The transcript has a single exon. The coding region runs from base 248 to 784 and encodes 178 amino acids. The record is from RefSeq and is a predicted model, not a curated record.
ACGUUUGUGGACGAGUAUAAGCGGGACAAAUGAUGGGGUGGUGGGUGUGCUGGUGGUGAUGAUGGUGAUGAUGGUGAUGAUGGUGAUGAUGGUGAUGAUGGUGAUGAUGGUGAUGUGUAGUAGUGGGUUGUGGUGGUGGUGGUGGUGGUGGUGGUGGUGGUAAGUGUGAUGUAUGCCUGAGGUGUGAUGGUGAUGGUUGUGACGAGUGUGUUACAAGAAGACGGUGUUGGGCGCAUGGACUUUUAGAAUGUUAUCUUGUGUACUUAGAUGGGAUUUGUGUGUUUUUGAUGUUGUGGAGGACGAUGUUAUCUACUCUGACCCAUCUCGUCGUGCUCUACGUGGAUUAUGCCUCUACUUGACGGCUUCUUGGCAAGGUGACGGACUGGAUCAUUGUCAUACUCGUCCACGGUGGCAGCAGCCAGUGACGGGUAUGCCUGUUCAGCAUUCCACACGCCGGGUAUGUGAUACCUCCAGUGCCGUGACGAUGGUGGACAAGAAUCGAAAUUGCAAUAUCAAGUCUCCAGAUCGUCGCAUGGAAGAUUUGAUGAUGGUGAUGAUGACGAUGACGAUGGAACAAGAACGGCUAACCUAUACAUUAAUUAUUUAUUGCCCAGACGGCCCAGCUACGAUCCAUUCUUCAACCGAGCCUCAUCACGUGCACCGCCCAUUCCACAUCGGGACAGUAGUGGACGGAAGCGGCUCAGGCCGUGCUGCGGUAGCGCGUGGAAGAAAAGACGAGAUAGUGGCUGGCGGUAAACGAAUGGCGCUGGCUGUGGCUUUUUGAGUACGAGUAAGAUUUGCGUGGCUGUCACGAUGACGAUGACGAUUGCGAUCGUUUAGUUGCCCGCCCCGGUGCGAUGCAAUCAUUUCUUUCUGGCGAGACUGACGCUGGACCUAAUAAUCACUUGAU